Molecule: messenger RNA, 2454 nt
Organism: Lasiodiplodia theobromae
Lineage: Eukaryota; Fungi; Ascomycota; Dothideomycetes; Botryosphaeriales; Botryosphaeriaceae
Product: ATP-dependent RNA helicase drs1
Exons: 2
Coding region: 1-2454 (817 amino acids)
Molecular function (GO): nucleic acid binding; ATP binding; RNA helicase activity
Source: RefSeq, a predicted model, not a curated record
AUGGCUCCCCGCGACCUCGACGACGACUUCGUCCUGACCAUUUCCGACAAUGAGGACAACAUCCCCGACCUCGACGGCGAGCCCGACCCCGAGCUUCCCUCCACGAACGCCAAGAAGCGCAAGCGCGACUCCGCCGCCGCCGACGCAGACCUGAGCGCCUCCAAGAAGAAGAACAAGAAGAGCAAGAAGCAGAAAAAGGCCCCGAGCCCGUCGCCCGAGCCCGAGGAAGACGAUGAGGAGAACUGGGCGGCUGCCGGUGAGGACGACGGCGCAAUGGCCUCCGAUUUCGAGUUCCAGGCCGGCGAUGUCGACAUUGGCGUGGUAGACGACUUUGACGGCUGGGGUCUGGAGUCUGAUGCCAAGAAGAAGGGCGGUGACAAGAAGGCUGUCGACAUCGACGAGAUCAUUGCGCGCAGGCGCCAAAAGCAGGAGGAGACUGAGAAGAAGCAGAAGAAGAAGAAGGACGAGGCCGAGGACUCUGACGAUGACUCUGACGCACAAUUGGACGCGGACGAGGAAUUCACCGGGCUUGAUGAGGAUGAGACUCUGGCAGAGGAUGGUUUUGGUAUGGGCGCUCAGGACGCAGAAGAGUCUGGCGACGAGGAAGCUGAGGACGAAGACGAAUCCGAGGAUGACGAAGAGGAGGCGGAAGAGGAAGACGAGGACGAGGAUGAGGAGGUCGCUAAGCCCGUGGCGCACCCUGAUGACCUUCAGUCUGAUUCUUCAGACGACGACGAAGAGGAGGAUCCCGUGGAGGCAGAACGCAGGAAAGCCUUCUUCGCCCCGGAAGAAGACUUGGACGGCUCCAAACCUUCGGCUGCCAAAGGAAAGGGCUCUUUCCAGCACAUGUCUCUGUCGCGCCCAAUCCUCAAGGGUCUCGCUGCCGUUGGCUUCACCGAGCCGACUCCUAUCCAGUCAAAGACAAUCCCUGUUGCUCUGCUUGGUAAGGAUGUCGUCGGUGGUGCCGUUACUGGUUCCGGUAAAACCGGUGCUUUCAUCAUUCCCAUCCUGGAACGUCUUCUCUACAGGCCCAAGAAGGUCCCCACUACCCGUGUGGCCAUUCUGAUGCCCACCCGUGAACUGGCUGUGCAGUGUUUCAACGUCGCCAAGAAGCUCGCAGCCUUCACAGAUAUCACCUUCGCCCAGAUUGUCGGUGGUUUCAGUCUCAGAGAACAGGAGAACAUCCUCAAGCAACGGCCAGACGUCGUCAUUGCCACUCCUGGUCGUUUCAUCGACCACAUGCGCAACUCCGCCAGCUUCGCUGUGGACACUCUCGAAAUCCUGGUUCUCGAUGAAGCUGACCGCAUGCUCGAAGACGGUUUCGCCGACGAGUUGAACGAGAUUCUCACCACCAUCCCCAAGUCCAGGCAGACCAUGCUGUUCUCCGCCACCAUGACUGACUCCGUCGACAAGCUCAUCCGCGUCGGCCUGAACAAGCCCGUCCGCCUGAUGGUCGACGCCAAGAAGGCCACCGUCUCCGGCCUGGUGCAGGAGUUCGUCCGCCUGCGACCAGGCAAGGAGGAGAAGAAGCUAGCAGUCCUGAUGUACCUCUGCAAAGAGGUCUACACGGACCGCGUCAUCAUCUUCUUCCGCCAAAAGAAGGAAGCGCAUCGCGUACGCAUCCUCUUCGGUCUCCACAACAUCAAAGCCGCCGAACUCCACGGCAGCAUGAGCCAGGAACAGCGUAUCUCCGCCGUCGAGUCCUUCCGCAGCCACGCAGCCUCGCACCUCCUCGCCACCGACCUCGCCUCCCGUGGUCUCGACAUCAAGGGUGUCAGCACCGUCAUCAACUACGGCGCCCCGCAAUCCCACGAAAUCUACCUCCACCGUGUCGGCCGCACAGCCCGUGGCGGCGCGACCGGUCGCGCCUGCACCAUCGCCUCCGAGCCGGACCGCAAGGUCGUCAAAGCCGUCGUGAAAGCCGCCCGCGCACAAGCGGCGCAGGACAAGGCGGCGCCGCCGAAGAUCGUGUCGCGACAGGUGCCCACCGACGCCAUCGACGCGUGGGACGCGAAGCUGCGCGACGCCGACGCCGACAUCGACGCCAUCCUCAAGGAAGAAAAAGAGGAGCGCGCCCUCGCCCAGGCCGACAUGGAGAUCCGCAAGGGCGAGAACAUCGUCCGCCACCAGGACGAGAUCCUCGCCCGCCCCAGGCGCACCUGGUUCGAGUCGGAGCAGCAGAAGCUGGCUGCCAAGCAGGCCGGCCGCGCGGAGCUGAACGGCGAGGCCGCGGGCGCGGUGAAGGGGAAGAAGAAGAAGUUGAGUAAUAAGGAGAAGAAGAGGUUGGAUGCCAGCGCUGAGCGUAAGGAGGGACCUGGUAUGGGGUGGAAGAAGGGGAAGGCGGAGCGCGCGGGUAAGGGCGCGUUGGAGGCGGCGAAGAAGCCGAAGAAGAAGGCGACGGGGGCGAAGAAGGGGGGUGCGGCGGCUGCUGCUGGAAAGAAGGGGAGGAAGUAG